This is a messenger RNA of Trematomus bernacchii (emerald rockcod), 1415 nucleotides long. It is a transcript of the gene slc35a4, whose product is annotated as solute carrier family 35 member A4. Gene Ontology annotation, cellular component: Golgi membrane. The record is from RefSeq and is a predicted model, not a curated record. Gene Ontology annotation, biological process: pyrimidine nucleotide-sugar transmembrane transport. Bases 61 to 1038 code for a protein of 325 amino acids. The transcript has a single exon. Gene Ontology annotation, molecular function: pyrimidine nucleotide-sugar transmembrane transporter activity. NCBI's taxonomy places the organism in Eukaryota, Metazoa, Chordata, Actinopteri, Perciformes, Nototheniidae.
UUGCACUAUAGCUAGUAUUCAGAUUUGUUAAAGUUACGAGUUUGUUUUGAGUCAUAAAGGAUGAUUGCGGUCCAGAAUAUUGGGACCAGAUCCCCAGCAAGGAUCAGGAGACAGUGGGUGAAAAGGGUUCUGUGGGGGGUCCUCUUUGGGCUGAUGGUCCUUAUCUAUGGCUCUCAUGCCCCACUCAUCACCCUCACCAAGGUGGAUGGUCAAGUCCCUUUCAACCCAUCAUCAUGUGUUUUCAUGAUUGAAUUAUCCAAACUCCUGGUUUCUCUGGCCUCUCUUGUUCUAACUGAGGGUACAUCCGCCUUACAAGCUCCUCCACCUCUCCUCCGUGUGGCCCCCUACGCAGUCCCUGCCCUCCUCUACGCCCUCAACAACAACCUAGUGGUUCUCAUGCAGGCCUACAUGGACCCAAGCUCAUACCAGGUCCUUUCUAACCUGAAAAUUGCCUCCACCGCCCUGCUGUACUCCUUCUGCCUGGGCAAGAGGCUCCGUCCUUCUCAGUGGUUAGCUCUGGGGCUUCUCAUGUGCGCAGGGGUGUGCCACAGCUACAGCAGUCUGGAUCUAGGAGACCCCGGGAGGGUUGAAGCGGAGGAAGGUCCCAGGAUUCAUAUCACAGCUUGGGGGCUUUUCCUUGUGCUGGUGUACUGCUGUGUUUCAGGGCUGGCAGCAGUUUACACAGAGAGGGUCCUGAAGAGCCAGAAGCUGCCCCUCAGCCUGCAGAAUAUCUACCUCUAUGUGUUUGGUGUGGCCAUCAAUGGGCUCUCCUCCUUCUCCUUUAUAACAGGGGAGAAGAGCUUUCUGGAGGGAUACUCUGGGGUGGUUUGGGUUAUUAUAGUGGGGCAGGCAGCCAACGGACUCCUCAUGUCUGUGGUGCUGAAGCACGGCAGCGGGAUCACCAGACUGUUCGUCAUUUCCUGCUCCAUAAUGGUGAAUGCUCUGCUGUCUUGGGCCAUGUUAGGGCUGCAGCUCACGCCUUUCUUCCUCCUACCUGUUUCUAUGAUUGGACUGGCAGCUUACCUUUACUACAGAUAGUAAAUAACUGAACCACAAGGCUCAUUGAACUCAUGACAGUCUACCUGUACCUGCUAGUUUUUCAGAUGGGAUUUGUUUUCUGCCUUAUAUCUAUCUGCCUUCUGAAAUCCAGAAUCCAACACAUAACCAUAAACCAAAUAAGUGAACAUUUAUUUCAGCUGAGCUCUUAUUCCACAGUUUGCAUCAUAUUUUAAAAUGUAUCAUGUCAUACUGAUGUAAGUCCAUUGAAAUAAUAAUGCAAGUUUGGGGUAUAAUAUCUUCAGUUCAACAUUUCUGAAGAGUGCUGCUAUGUCUAUUUGUAUUUCGUUCUCUGGCCAGAACACUGUCAAAGAUAAUGUCAUGGUGUUAUAAAGUGUGUUAAUAAAUAACAUUGUUUC